AUGUCCUUACCGUCUACCCGCUGGAUAUCGUACUUGAAUAUGGAUACCGAUUUGAUGGACAGGGCAUGGGCGCGCCUCUCGAGCGUUAUCGCCUUCUUCGCGUCCAUCGUCGAACGCGCCCUUGCCCUGCCCACGGAAUGGUUUGGUACUCUCGAACUCCCCACGCAAACGACGACCCCGACCCGACUGACGCACUCGCACCGGCGCCACCCAUCGAACGCAUCCAUCCCGCUCGCCUCGCCAAUGAGAGUAACGCCACUAACGACAACCCGACGCCCUAUCGAUAUCUGCAUCCCGGUCUACCUGAGCUCCUCCCAGCUCCGCACGCUCUCGCCCGUCCACCUGCAGUCCCGAAGCGACACUCCCACCGUUCCGUGCUUUCCGUCCAUCGCUUUGCGCGUACCCGUACCCACUUCGCUCCUCCUUCCUCCUUCUCUAGCCACUUGCACGAGCUCUAGUCACUUACACGAGCCGAGAUCCAAACAAUCCGAUGCAGAAACGUCACCCGCCAAACGAACCACCCAUCGAGCGCAUACGAGCGUAACGCCGCUAACGACAAACCGACGUCCCCGCGAUAUCGCCAUCCCGGUCUACCUGAACCACCUCUCAGCGCAGAUCACCACGCUCUCGCCCGUCCACCUAUCAAAUAAUGCGAAACCCGUAACGCCCCUCCGACCUCCCCCAAACCCGCACAAUAAACCUCUCUCAUACUCUUCCCAUAAACCCAUGCCCUCACCCCCACCCCCUCUUCCCGCCUCCACAUCCCUAACGACGCCGACUAAGAAACUCACUCCCAUCUCACGCACCUCAAUCGCCCUACUCACCGACGUGAUUCACAACCCGACCUCCGCCUCAGCCCAGCUUCUCGGUAUGCACCUGCUGCAGAACGGGGUGCCGGAGGUUCCUGCGGGCGUUGGAGGAUGGGAAGAUGCCGGGGAGAGGGAGAUGAGGGUGGGGUUGGAGAGGCAGUCUCGCCGACCUCGCGCGUCAGACGUUGUCCCGCACUUCGAUGUCCCUCUCGCUCUGGUACAAAACGAUGUCGAACAGCAACGCGUGCCGUUCGCCAGACCUGACGCUUCGCAUCAGCCGGAUCCUGCAGAGCACAUUGCAGAGCAAGCGAUCGGACGGUAUCGGGAGUGUGCGAUCGAGGCUGCAGACCGGACAGAGAGAGAGCGCUCCGUCGACUGGCUCGCUGCCUUCCUCACCGAACUCAUGUCCCGCCCGGAUACACUGGCACGACUGAGCGAGGCCGAUAUCGCAGGUGUGCUUGCGUUCUUCGCAUCCAUCGUCGAACGCGCCCUUGCCCUGCCUUCGGACUGGUUUGGUACUCUCGAACUCCCCACGCAAUCGACGACCCCGACCCGACUGACGCACUCGCACCGACGACACCCAUCGAGUGCAUCCAUCCCGCUCGCAUCGCCCACGAGCGUAACGCCGCUAACGACAAACCGACGUCCCCUCGAUAUCGCCAUCCCGGUCUACCUGAACCACCUCUUCGCGCAGAUCACCACGCUCUCGCCCGUCCACCUACAGUCCAUCCUCCCCAUCCUCUUCCGUGCCCUCGCUUUCUACUCUUCUCCACUGCCCAGACUCUCCAUCAACGACCUGACCCAGUUCGACUCUCUCCCGCUCGAACGCGAGAUCGUCAACGCGUUCGACCCGCUCCUAAACGGGCCCUACGCAUCUUGCCUCCCCCUUAUCCCGCUCUCCGCACCGGCCUCUCCUACUCAAUACCCGCCGCGCUCCAUCCGCUCCGCCAUCCAGUCUUCCACCGGCGCCAUCCGCGCUCUUCGUCUUUCCAUCCGUCGCACCCUCUGCGCCCGUCUCGCCCGCAGCAGCAUCGCCCGCAUGUCCUCCGAUUCAUUUACACACUUGGGUGCACCGGGACAACUAGUUGACGGGGAGGAGGCGAAUGUCGUUAGGGAGAUUCUACCGGCUUUUAAUCCGUACAUCCUCCCUCUAACCUACCUAUCCGAAGCUCGCGAUCCCCUCCUCCGCGAACUCUCAUCCCUCCUCUCCGGCGAUACCUCUCCCGUCAUGACCCCCUGCAACCCUCCUCUCUCCUUCCUCCCCUCUCCAUCUCCUCGCACCUCUCCGACGCAGACAUCGCCAAGCUCCCCUGCACGACCGCACCGAGCUCUUCCCCUCCAUGCUCACCUGGUCCACUUCCUGAGCCCUCAUACUCUCCAACACCGACAAUCCGUGCUUAUUCCGUCAGCUCACGGCCGCUCACCCGUCGGACGAUGUUAG
This is a messenger RNA of Stereum hirsutum FP-91666 SS1, 2250 nucleotides long. RefSeq lists its product as uncharacterized. Lineage: Eukaryota; Fungi; Basidiomycota; Agaricomycetes; Russulales; Stereaceae. Bases 1 to 2250 code for a protein of 749 amino acids. The transcript is spliced from 6 exons. The record is from RefSeq and is a predicted model, not a curated record.